This is a messenger RNA of Amborella trichopoda, 606 nucleotides long. The record is from RefSeq and is a predicted model, not a curated record. NCBI's taxonomy places the organism in Eukaryota, Viridiplantae, Streptophyta, Magnoliopsida, Amborellales, Amborellaceae.
AUGGCUAACAAUGAUGGUUGCAAAGACUCCGGUGUAAACUCAGGCGGAAGCGGCAGCGGCGGCCGUGGUAUACAAGAAAUGAAGCUUGCCAUAAAUUUUCAUGCCAUGGAGGAUAGGCACAAGCAUCCGAUAGAAUCCGGAAGGGACCGCAGGAUCACGUCGUUCUUGAACCAGAACCCGGCAUGUGCAUCAUGCCGCUACCAGCGGCGCAAGUGCACACCGGACUGCCCCAUGGCCCCCUUCUUCCCACCCGACCGCAUGAGUGACUUCCUCAAUGUCCAACGUCUGUUUGGUGUCAGCAACGUCAUAAAGCUCAUCUCCAAGUUCGGAAAGCCUGACGAAAGGGCUGCUGCCAUGAGAUCCAUCAAACAAGAAGCAAAAGUACGAGCAAGAGACCCCAUCCUCGGAAGCUACGGCAUCGUCCUCGAGCUCAACAAGCAUAUUCUACAUGCUCGCACAUUGCUCAAUAAUCUCUGCCAGCAACUCACAUUUUGCAGAGCCCAACAUCAUCGCCACCUCCAUGGUGAUUCCAGCUUUGGGACAAACUCGAUGCAUGCACCACCUCCUCCUCCUCUGUUGUCGCAGCCUCCUCCUGCUCCUGCUUAA